AUGUACAGCGAAAUCAGUAAUACGUCCCUCCGCCGUAUUGUUGAGUCCGCCUUCCGCAUAAUCAGUGAACUCAUUUCUGAGAGCCAAUCUCGAAGAUCUGCUACUCAAACCAACACAUUCAACCUAGCAGCCCAGCACCAACUGGGUAGGAAACCUGCUCCUUUCUCUGAAGUUUUGCGCCGUAUCUCCCGUAAUAUGACGCUUGGAAACCGCACUCCUAGUAUGGAGGAUCCAAGAACUACAACCUCAGUAGCACCACAGCUGCCCCUGGCUCCUUAUCAACAGCCUUCUUUCUCAAGCCCGGUUACUGGGAAAGGGUACGAGCAACAGCAACAACAACCACAAGAAUUUCUCGGCUCCGGAUUUUACAAUGCCCUCGGUGUUCAGGAUGACUCGAACCCAAAUUUUGCCAACUUUUGGAAUUUCAAUACCUCGCCGUCUGAUAGUCAAUCUGAUCUAUCAUUUCUCAACGUUUAUCCCGGCGUUGGGUCAGAUGGCGGCGAUCCACAUGGUCUUUGGCAAUUUUUUGUUGGACAAGAUCUUCUUUGA
Molecule: messenger RNA, 549 nt
Organism: Penicillium angulare
Lineage: Eukaryota; Fungi; Ascomycota; Eurotiomycetes; Eurotiales; Aspergillaceae
Exons: 3
Coding region: 1-549 (182 amino acids)
Source: RefSeq, a predicted model, not a curated record